This is a messenger RNA of Mucor velutinosus, 1329 nucleotides long. RefSeq lists its product as uncharacterized. The record is from RefSeq and is a predicted model, not a curated record. The transcript has a single exon. Bases 1 to 1329 code for a protein of 442 amino acids. Lineage: Eukaryota; Fungi; Mucoromycota; Mucoromycetes; Mucorales; Mucoraceae.
AUGAAAACUAUUCAUACCAUCAUUACAACCCUUUUAUGUGUGGCAUGUCUGUCCAUCUGGGCCAUCUGUCAGUCCAAUACCGUCAUGUCCAUUCGCUCAGGAGCAACACAACCACAGCAAAACAGCCAUGUAACACACGAUUCCCCAAAAUACAUAACCUAUCUCCCGCAUUCAGGGCUUCACAAUCAGCGCAUCUCGCUCAUCAAUGCCAUGACCAUUGCUCAUGCACUCAAUCGCACAUUACUGAUGCCUGAACUCAACAUUGGUUCAGCGACAUUUUGGGCAGAGUCCAAUGAACUCGCUAAACAACUAGAGUUAUGUCCAAUGUACAUCAGGCAAAACAAAAAGGAAGCCGGCCGUCGACUUCGUUGCCAUGCCUACCGCAAAUACAAGCCGCUGCCUGUUGAAUCUAUAUUUGAUCUAUCGUCAGCACACGCAUUGAACAUCCACACUGAACAGCGAUUUGACAUGUCAAGGGACUACAUCCACCGCCAUGCAAGUGCGCACCAACUCAAUGAAACAGUGUAUAGUGUGCAAGACCCAUUCCGAUACUCUUAUCAGAUCCAUGAUCACGACCCCAAUCUUUAUGCAUUUGACCAUGAAGACAUGAACGAUAAAUACUUGGAACACAUUGAUUUGAAUGAAUUGCGUGCAAGACCUGAAACUUAUCUGGUGUUUGGUUCCUUGUUUGGCACAUCCAGGCUUCAGUUACACGAACCUGAAAUGCUCUGGUUGAGAGAAUACCUGCAUCGUACCACCGGCCUCAAUCAUCCAAAAAUCAAGCAAUCCAGUCAAAAGAUUAUCCAGGCUCUUGGCGAUCGUUAUACCAGUGUUCAUUUACGCCAAGGAGAUGGUAUUUUUCAAAAGAUGGCUGCUGAAACCAUUGCUCAAGUAGAGUCUGCAUUAUUGAGCAAUUUAACUGUGGUUCAUGGCAACAACAAUCUCAACAACAGACAAGUGAUGCAGCGCUUAAAAUCUAUAACUUCAGUGCAUGAACGCUUAAAGCAAUGUCAAUCCGUGCAAGAUGUCCUACAAAAUCCACAACUUGAAAUGAUCUAUUUAGCAACCGAUGCCGCCAAUCCACAGCAGGAGUUUCCUCACAUGUUUGACAGAUAUCCAUGUCUAUUUACACUCAGUGAUUUCUACAAUGCCAAGAUCUUAUUGCAAAGAAAGAGACAUGACAAGAUAGAUAGUUUAUUACCUCCAAUGAUCGAUGCUGAGAUUGCAUCUCAUGCCAACUUGUUCAUUGGUACGCCAAAAAGCACGUAUUCGGCCUAUGUGAGGUACAGGAACCAACAUUACCGUGUCCUGGAUUUCUUUAGUCAGUAG